UUAUAUUCGAAUUCUAUAAUUAGUGUUACAUUAUUUCACAUAUAAAUUUAUUUUUGAAACAUAAUGGGUGAUAUAUUUAAGGUAAUUUUACCGAAACCAAUUGAGGCAGGUGAUAAGAUAAGAAUCUGUGGACAAAUUGCAAACGAUGCAACAGAAUUUUCUAUCAAUUUCGCUAAUGAAACGGAUGCCUGUCCAGAUAAUAUAACAUACCACUUUAAAUGGAAUCUACUUAAUCACCAAAUUACUGAGAACUACAAAUACAAUGGGGAGUGGAUGGAGGAGAAUAAUAUUGAUUAUAACUCGCUUGAUGGUCGGUUAACAAAACAUUUAACAUUUAAUGAUAGCUUAAGCAAUGGCUUUAAUGUAAAUACUAAUACAAGUACUGACGCAUUUAUAAAUUCCAUUUUAGGGACAAUCUUUGCCCUAGAGUUUGCAUUCCAAGACAAUACGAUCUAUGUAUACUUAGUCGAUGGAGAAGGUCGCAAUUUCAUCACACAAUAUAAUACCGAUUAUGAGUUUGGACUGUGCGAUAUACAAUCAUUGCAAGUGUGGGGCGAUGUUGAAAAAGUCAGAGAACUGACAUUCACCUAUGACUAGAGCUAUAUAAAAAUAUUAUAGUUUGCAUUUGGGACACUGAAAAAAAUUUCCAAAAAAUCCACAGCUCUUGCAUAUGAAGCUGCCGCCCACCACACGCACGCACCACUCCCCCAAAACGUUUACGCUCAAAUCAAAAUAUUACCAUUCUCAGUAACAGAUUCAGAGUAUUAGAUCAGAUAAUUACAGCUGAAACCUAUGCCAUAUAAGACGCAAGUUUUAAUUGAAUGCGUAGAAUAGUUGAACGUAGAACGCUUGACGCCGAUAUCAAAAUCGAUAUCGAACCAACUUCGAUAGCUUACAAUGCAUGUUUUGUUGUGUACAACUAAAUCUGCAGAGACGCCAUUUUUAAUUAAUAUAAUUUAUAUUUACUAAUAAUCAAUAU
Molecule: messenger RNA, 979 nt
Organism: Teleopsis dalmanni
Lineage: Eukaryota; Metazoa; Arthropoda; Insecta; Diptera; Diopsidae
Exons: 3
Coding region: 64-597 (177 amino acids)
Molecular function (GO): galactoside binding; carbohydrate binding
Source: RefSeq, a predicted model, not a curated record